AUUAAACACACAAGAUGCGACACUAUUUGGCUAAGAUUUGUCUGCUUUUGGCGCUAUCCAACUUCAGCAUAACGGAGUGGGUGGAAAUAUCGAAAUCGCAGUCGAAACCAAUUGGUGAUGAUGGCUCCCAUCGCAAAGUAAACGUAAAGCAAUUGACUGUUGAAUCGCCACCCAAGGAAGGCUUUACCACACCGAGUCCUAUGUGGAUUGAGUAUCAGCGCGAGCGUUUUGGAUUAACUAAAAGUAACAGCAAUGGCAACGGCAACAGCAACAGUAAUCCUCUAGUGGUUAGCGAUGCUGGUGGCCUCAAGAACAGCGCACAAAUUGUGGUGCCGAUCAAUAGCCAGGUAAUCCAUGCCAGGACUAAGCUUGUGGUGCACAGCACAGAUACGCCAGUUAAUGUCGAUGUGGAUGUGCUUGUGACACCGAAAGUAGAAACCACAUCACGACGUCACUCGUCGAAUGUGGAAAGUGCGGAAAGUGUGUCGAAUACUGCGACACAGCAGACAGCAGAAAGUGAGCAUGAAUCACUUGUGCCUAGCUUGAAGGGUUUCAUCAAGUUUAUGCUAAAAAUGCAGCGGAAAUGGGUUAAGAAGUCAACGCUAAGCAUUGAAAAAAAAAUUAAAUUACUCAAGGAGAUUAGCAACAAUCUAAUGAAGGUUAUUGAGGAGCAAUUUUCGGUCCUGUGGCAACCAACGGAGUGGAAAAGACGCAAGCGACGCGGCUUAUUGGAUGAAUCCAAUUUGGAUUUUCCACCGGAAGCUGCUUUAAUGAGCAUAAAUUUUCUAACGUUUGCCGUAUUUCUCAUUAAACUGGUGCUCCAAGUUGUGCAAAUUGUGAAGAGCAAGCAUUACAACUUCUCUGGCUUUAACAUAAAUACCGAAGUUGUGAGAAAUCCAUAGU
Molecule: messenger RNA, 903 nt
Organism: Drosophila sulfurigaster albostrigata
Lineage: Eukaryota; Metazoa; Arthropoda; Insecta; Diptera; Drosophilidae
Exons: 3
Coding region: 15-902 (295 amino acids)
Source: RefSeq, a predicted model, not a curated record